Hypoxylon fragiforme is the source of this 1438-nucleotide messenger RNA. RefSeq lists its product as uncharacterized. The record is from RefSeq and is a predicted model, not a curated record. The transcript has 2 exons. NCBI's taxonomy places the organism in Eukaryota, Fungi, Ascomycota, Sordariomycetes, Xylariales, Hypoxylaceae. The coding region runs from base 745 to 1194 and encodes 149 amino acids.
AUCGUGUUGACGACAUCUGUUUAAACAACAUGGAAAAUCACCAAUAUUCAACCUACCCUAGGUAUUACGUACCAACUUAACCUACAUAUAUACUUGCCACUUCCAAAUUUGAAAUUUUCAUUUUCUACAUCUAGGUGUUGUUAUGGUGCUACGGUGACUUCAAAUGAAAUAGGUUCCACCUACACCCAAGUAUAGACUACACAUGUGUGCCCAAGAGAUAAAUCUAAGGUACCAAAUCGAGCCAUGAGUAGAUAAUUCUUGGUAGAGAUUGGGGAAAAAACAAAAAAAGCUGCAGACAACCGUUGGUCUUCCGAUAGGGUUUGGUUGUUUGCUACUAGGUACUUGGUGUCCUACUAUCUAACUAAUACUUGAUAUACAUAGCAUCUCACGUCCAACUCUUAAUACAUACAUAUGUAUUGAUGCGGGAGAUACACUUGUACAUGUACAUAGUAGCAACAUCAAUGAUCGAACAUUGAAGUUCUUCACGUUGGGACAUGUACAACCAGGCAGGACGUUCUUGCCUCCUUUCGCAACUCCCAUCUAGCACCCACAUUUCUUCAAAUCAAGAAUCUAUCUACUUCUUAUUUCAUUAUUCCUGCCACAUUCACCACCUCAAGUUCUUCAUUCAUGCUUUCAAUGUGAUAAAUACUAGAGCAACAGCAUACAUUCAUUAUUCAGUCGAUACUGUGACUCGAGGAAUAUAACCACAAGGCUUUCUUUCCUACUUAAGACCAAGUUAUCGUCAUGAAGUGCAGCACUACCGUCCUUGUGUCGGCCUUUGGCUUCUGUCUGGGCAAGGGUGUAAUGGCCAAUGCUAUCACGGUUGAUCCUGACGUCGCAUCUCCCAUGCCACCACCUAUUCUUGGGAAACGAGACGCCUUCACUUGUUAUGGUGUCACAAACACCUCCGUCGCGGACUGUCAGACAGCCAUUGACUCCAUACAGGCUGAGAGUCAGCAAGGAAUCAAGCUCUACUCCAACAUUUGUGCCGUGUGGGAAAAGGGAACUUGCAAGAUUCGAUUUUGUGCCCAACCCUACGUCACCAAGCCCGUGAACCGAACUGGAGCGUGGCUGGCCACUUAUAUAACCACCCCAUUGCUAGAUAGCUGCAUCAGCCAGGGGAAGAUGGGAGUCUUGGGUGACCACCCUAACAUUAACAGUCAUGCGGGUACCUACCGAUUAUGGGUAUCUUAAUGGUGGGUUUAUGCGAUGCGAUGAGGAAACAGCCGAAACUGGUCUGGCAAGAGAGAUGUAACCUGGGCGACAUUCUACUAGCCUUGAAAGGCUCAAACAGGUUGGAGUUAUAUGUAAAACCAUAGGGCACUGCUAUUAGGAAGUGAUCAAUAUGUACUUGUAGUCACUAAAUACGCCAACUUAGUUAGUGCCUUCACUUCACCUAAGACUUGUGAAUGAUUAGAUAUAGGUCGUAGUGUUUUAC